This is a messenger RNA of Meloidogyne enterolobii, 300 nucleotides long. The record is from the annotation of a GenBank genome assembly. Lineage: Eukaryota; Metazoa; Nematoda; Chromadorea; Rhabditida; Meloidogynidae.
AUGUUUAAUUUCACCAAAAAUUAUUUAAACGCAAAUGUUCGUUUAUUGCUGUAUUAUGGAGAUGUUGAUGGAGUUUGCAAUUUUUUGAUAGGCCAAAAAUUUUCUAGACAGCUUGGAUUUAAUUUAAAAACACCCAAACAAGCGUGGAUAGUAGAUAAACAAAUUGCCGGAUUUAAAACUGAAUAUGAUGGAGGGGUGACUUUUACUACAAGUAAAGGAAAACUUUUUGAAGUUCCUCAAACAAAUCCUAAAGAAGCGUUGUAUAUGUUUAAACAAUUUUUGGAUGAUAAACCUCUUUAA